AUGGGUUUUUCCAAAAAUCAAUUCAUGGUCAUCAUUAAACGUUUAAUUCUAGAGUUCUUUUCAUUGAAUUCAAAUUCAACCGUAAGCACUGCAGGAUUCAAUGCCAGCUCCCCAUUACCGGGCUCUCUGGAUUACUCGUCCUGUGUUGCUGUCAACGCAAAGUUCAUCACAUGGUCAGUAUCUCUCCAGAAGCUCAGCCUGGUAGAUCCCACUGUUAAUGCACUGGCGAUUGUGAUCCUGUCCCUGGGGAAAUGUGGGCUUUCCAGGUGCACGACUCAUUACCUCGUGGCCAUGGCAACAGCAGAUCUGAUGGUCAUCAUCACUGAUGUUAUAUUGUAUCAGCUGAAUAAUUACUUUUACCAGGGAUCCUUCCUGCAGCGCACAUUUGCCUGCAUUAUGAUCAAUUUCCUGCUUUUCCUGAGCUCUGACUCCUCUGUCUGGUUCACCGUUGCUUUUUCUGCUGAUCGGUUUGUGGCCAUUUGUUGCCAGAACCUGAAGCUGAGAUAUUGCACUGUGAAAACAGCUGCUGUGAUUCUAUCAACAACCUCCACUCUGUUCUUUGUAAAAAAUGUUCCUAUUUUCAUUACACGGGAGCCUAAGAUUGUGGUUGACAAUGUUCAGUGGUCUUGUCAAAUGAAGCCCAGCUAUUUUACUGAACCCAGGUGGAUGGUUUAUGACUGGCUUGAUAAGGUGUUAACACCAUUACUCCCAUUUGUUUUAGUGUUGCUCUUCAAUGCUCUGACAGUCCGAUACGUUUUAGUGGCUAAUCGGAUCCGUAAAGGAUUGAGGGGUCAGAACAAGGAAGAGAAGCGCAGUGACCCUGAGAUGGACAGCAGAAGAAAGUCAAUGAUUUUACUGUUCACCAUAUCUAGUAGCUUCAUACUUCUGUGGUCACCCUAUGUAAUCAAUUUCUUAUAUUAUCGAAUUGCAGCAAUUGAUCCCAGAUCUUACAACGACAGUUGGCAC
Molecule: messenger RNA, 966 nt
Organism: Chiloscyllium plagiosum (whitespotted bambooshark)
Lineage: Eukaryota; Metazoa; Chordata; Chondrichthyes; Orectolobiformes; Hemiscylliidae
Source: RefSeq, a predicted model, not a curated record